UUUUUUUUUUCUCUCCUCUGUCGCUUUCUUUCUCUCCAGUGUUUCAAGGGGGCGGAGGACUUUUUUUUUGGUAUCGGGAAAGCUCCGAACAAAUAAGAGUCUAUUUUUCAUGCCAAUCCACUUGUAUAACCUGAAUUAAUUAAGACCUAAAAAGAGACAUAUUUAGCAUGUUGAUAACCUUAGUCGCACUGACCUUUUAAUUCAUGUACUGCGCUUCGCGAGGCAAAAAAGUAAUACUCGGUACAUGGAACCCACUCUUUUUUUUUUUUGGUUUUUUCUGGAGUACAAAAUAUAGAGUAACAUAAGCUUUUUUGACCUUAGAAUAGUUUGGAAAAGGAACAUGUGACGGUCUCAGACAGAUAUAUAAAUCUACUUUUUCGGUAUUUUUUAUAUCUUUAUCCAACAUGUCUGUUGAUCCUUUUCGUUUCCGUGUUUGUCCAGAGAUCGAGUUUACUGAAACUCAACUUGAAGUAUUAUAUGCUAUCCUCGAUACUUACAUUGCCCCUUUACCUCAAGCACAGGAGGACGCACUUGUCAAACAACUCGCAUCUACACAUACCGAAGAUCAAGUCCGUGAAUUCUGUCAAUACUCAAGCACGUCACUCCAAACCCUGGACGCCAUCAAGAACUUCGUGAACCAUGUGAUCUUGCCCGAGAAACGUCAAGAAUUACUUCUGCUGCUCUCUGUCUUGUCUUCAAAAGCAGGUACUUUUGCAUUGACAGGCUAUCUGACUGAAUUUAAACAACUCUCGGCCCAAGACCGUGAAAAAGUCUUGUUGGGUUGGAAGCACUCAAGUAUUGCCAAGUUUCGUAUGAUCUAUAAGACAUUUCAUGCGUUGGCUUGUUUGCCUGCGUAUGCGACUCAUACCAAGGCAUUGGCUGGGGCCAUGAAAUAUGUUGAUCUGGUUCGAGAUCAAGUGUAUGAGAAUGUGCCACAAAGACUGACUAUGAUGUCGGCGGAUGAAAUCGAGGAUGAUAUGGAAUUUGAUGUGAUUGUGAUUGGUAGUGGUGCUGGUGGAGGUGUGGUGGCCAGUCAGUUAGCUAAAGCAGGCAAAUCUGUCUUGGUGAUUGAAAAAGGUGCUUAUCAUCAUGAAAAUGACUUUAUUGUGGAUGAAGCCAAAGCAUUUGAAAAUCUUUAUGAGCAUGGUGGUUUCACACCUAGUUUUGAAGGUACCAUUUCUAGCUUGGCUGGAAGUGUAUUUGGUGGUGGUACUACAGUCAAUUGGAGUGCAUCUCUCAAGCUUCAACACUUUGUUCGAGAAGAAUGGGCUAAACAAGGCUUAACUUACUUUUUGUCUCCCAAGUUUACAGAAGACUUGGAUCGUGUGUUCGAUAGAAUUGGGGCUAGUACAGCAGGUAUUCAGCACAAUGGACCUAAUCAAAUCUUGGUGGAUGGUUGCAAAGUGCUCGGUUAUCCUGUGGCUGACAUUCCUCAAAACACAGGCGGUAAACCCCACGCAUGUGAAUUUUGCUUUAUGGGUUGUCGUGCAGGUAUCAAGAACAGCACCAUGAACACUUGGCUCCGCGAUGCGUAUGAACACAAGGCGAAAUUCAUGGAACGCACCAAAGUCUCUCGUGUCUUGAUCGAAAACGACAAGGCGGUCGGUGUAGAAUGCUUGGUGCACUACGACCGUCGUAUCCGCAUCAAGGCUGACCAGGUCGUUGUCUCGGGUGGAUCGCUUCAAUCGCCUGGUAUUUUGUUACGUUCGGGCCUAAAGAACAAACACAUUGGUCGUCACUUGCAUUUACACCCUUGUGUGAUCACCAUGGGGUACUUUGAAAAGCCUGUGCGUGCUUUCCAAGGGUCGAUUAUGACAGCUGUCAGUACAAUUGCUGAAAACGUCGAUGGCGAUGGCUAUGGUGUCAAGAUUGAAGUGCCUAGUUUACAUCCCGGUGCAUACUCUGCUGUCAUGCAAUGGCGCGGUGCAGCCGCUCAUAAAGAAGCCAUGAUGCGGUAUGCACAUAUGGCUCCCCUGUUGAUCUUGGCCCGUGAUAAAGACUCGGCUGGUUCUGUGCGUUAUGACGAUAAGGAGAAUGCUGCUGUAGAUUAUGUGUUGUCAAAGCAUGAUCGUCGGUCCUUGCUGGCAGGUAUUGAACGAUCGCUCAACAUUUUGGUGGCUGCAGGUGCGCGUGAGGUCUAUACAGGCCAAUUUGGCGUUGAACCCUUCAAGUUUCUUCCUGAUGAAGUCUCCCGGAUUGAUAAUGAACGCUUUUUGGCCUGGAAACAGACGGUGCUCAAGUAUGGAUUCCCUCAUGAAGGUGCUUCUGUGUUUGGUGCACAUCAAAUGGGUUCAAACCGUAUGGGUGUAUCGCCUAAAUCUUCUGUGGUUAAACCUACAGGUGAGACAUGGGAAGUCAAAGAUCUCUAUGUGGCCGAUGCUUCUGUCUUCCCUACAGCUUCUGGUGUCAAUCCUAUGGUGACAACAGAGACCAUUGCUUUACAUAUCGCUGAUUGUAUGAUUGAAAAGAGCGGAACACACGCUAAGCUUUAAAUAAAC
Molecule: messenger RNA, 2498 nt
Organism: Gilbertella persicaria
Lineage: Eukaryota; Fungi; Mucoromycota; Mucoromycetes; Mucorales; Choanephoraceae
Exons: 5
Coding region: 405-2492 (695 amino acids)
Molecular function (GO): flavin adenine dinucleotide binding; long-chain-alcohol oxidase activity
Source: RefSeq, a predicted model, not a curated record